CAUCACGAUGCUGCUCAUGAAAUCAUCGAGACCAUCCGAUGGGUCUGUGAAGAAAUCCCGGAUCUCAAGCUUGCCAUGGAGAAUUAUGUUCUGAUCGACUAUGACACCAAGAGCUUCGAGAGCAUGCAGCGGCUCUGUGACAAGUACAACCGGGCCAUCGACAGCAUCCACCAACUGUGGAAGGGCACCACGCAGCCCAUGAAGCUGAACACGCGGCCGUCCAACGGGCUCCUGCGGCACAUCCUGCAGCAGGUUUACAACCACUCGGUGACCGACCCCGAGAAGCUCAACAACUACGAGCCCUUCUCCCCCGAGGUGUACGGGGAGACCUCCUUUGACCUGGUGGCCCAGAUGAUCGACGAGAUCAAGAUGGCCGAGGACGACCUGUUCGUGGACUUGGGUGCAGGGGUGGGCCAAGUCGUGCUCCAGGUCGCAGCGGCCACUAACUGCAAGCAUCACUAUGGCGUCGAGAAAGCGGAUAUCCCGGCCAAGUACGCGGAGACCAUGGACCGAGAGUUCAGGAAGUGGAUGAAAUGGUAUGGAAAAAAGCAUGCCGAAUACACAUUGGAGAGGGGUGACUUCCUCUCGGAAGAGUGGCGGGAGCGCAUCGCCAACACGAGUGUCAUCUUUGUGAAUAACUUUGCCUUUGGCCCGGAGGUGGAUCACCAGCUGAAGGAGCGCUUUGCGAACAUGAAGGAAGGUGGCAGAAUUGUGUCCUCGAAACCUUUUGCGCCUCUAAACUUCAGAAUAAACAGUAGAAACUUGAGUGACAUCGGCACGAUCAUGCGCGUGGUGGAGCUGUCGCCCCUGAAGGGCUCGGUGUCGUGGACGGGGAAGCCGGUCUCCUACUACCUGCACACCAUUGACCGGACCAUACUUGAAAACUAUUUUUCUAGUCUGAAAAAUCCAAAACUCAGGGAGGAACAGGAGGCCGCACGGCGCCGGCAGCAGCGUGAGAACAAGAGCAAUGCAACCACCCCCACCAAGGUCCCCGAGAGCAAGGCAGCUGGCCCCGCAGAUGCCCCCACGGACUCUGGUGCUGAGGACGAGAAGGUGGGGGCCGCCGUCGUCAAGAAGCCGUCGCCCUCUAAGGCCCGCAAGAAGAAGCUGAACAAGAAGGGGCGGAAGAUGGUGGGCCGCAAGCGCGGGCGCCCCAAGAAGAUGAGUACCGCGAACCCCGAGCGCAAACCCAAGAAGAGCCAAACCGCACUGGAUCUCCUGCACGCGCAGACCGUGUCCCAGACGGCAUCCUCCUCGCCCCAGGAUGCCUACAGGUCCCCUCGCAGCCCGUUCUACCAGCUACCUCCGAGCGUGCAGAGGCACUCCCCCCACCCGCUGCUGGGGGCGCCCACCCCACCUGCGCUGCAGAAGCUGCUAGAAUCCUUCAAGAUUCAGUACUUGCAGUUCUUGGCCUACACAAAGACUCCCCAGUACAAGGCCAACCUGCAGCAGUUGCUGGACCAGGAGAAGGAGAAGAACGCCCAGCUGCUGGGCACGGCGCAACAGCUCUUCAGCCACUGCCAGGCUCAGAAGGAGGAGAUCAGGAGGCUGUUCCAGCAGAAGCUGGACGAGCUGGGUGUAAAGGCCCUCACCUACAACGACCUGAUCCAGGCCCAGAAGGAGAUCUCUGCGCACAACCAGCAGCUGCGCGAGCAGUCUGAGCAGCUGGAGCGAGACAACAGCGAGCUGCGCAGCCAGAGCCUGCAGCUGCUCAAGGCCCGCUGCGAGGAGCUGAAGCUGGACUGGGCCACGCUGUCCCUGGAGAAACUGCUGAAGGAGAAACAGGCCCUGAAGAGCCAGAUCUCCGAGAAACAGCGGCACUGCCUGGAGCUGCAGAUCAGCAUCGUGGAGCUGGAAAAGAGCCAGCGGCAGCAGGAGCUCCUGCAGCUCAAGUCUUGCGUGCCGCCCGAUGACGUGCUGUCUGUGCACCUGCGUGGGAAGGGCGUGCCAGGCCGUGAGCUGGAGGCGGAGCCCGGCCGGCCGCACCUGGAGCUGGACGGCGCCAAGUUCCCGCUGCCCCAGCUGAGUGGCAUGAGCCCCGAACUCUCCAUGAACGGCCACGCUGCUGCCUAUGAGCUGUGUGGUGCACUUAGCCGGCCCGCGUCCAAGCAGAACACACCGCAGUACCUGGCGUCGCCCCUAGACCAGGAGGUAGUGCCCUGCACCCCCAGCCACGGUGGCCGGCCGCGCCUGGAGAAACUGUCUGGUCUGGCUGUGCCCGACUAUACCCGGCUCUCGCCUGCCAAGAUCGUGCUCAGGAGGCAUCUGAGCCAGGACCACGCAGUCUCCGGCAAGGCCAGCGAGCUGCACCCACGAGUCGAGCCUGCCAAGGAGAACGGCCUGCCCUACCAGAGCCCCAGCAUGGCCGGCAGCAUGAAGCUGAGCCCUCGGGACCCGCGCCCCAUGUCCCCGGGGGCCCUGCAGAUUCCCGGAGAGAAAAGCAGCGAGAAGGGCCUGAGAGAGCGCGCCUACGGCGGCGGCGGCGAGCCUAUCACCAGCCUGCCCAUCAGCAUCCCGCUCAGCACGGUGCAGCCCAACAAGCUCCCGGUCAGCAUCCCCCUGGCCAGCGUGGUGCUGCCCAGCCGCGCCGAGAGGGCGAGGAGCACCCCGAGUCCAGUGCCGCAGCCUCGAGAGUCCUCGUCCACACUUGAAAAGCAGAUUGGUGCUAACCCCCACGGUGCUGGGAGCAAGAGCCUUGCCCUGGCCCCUGCAGGCUUCUCCUACACUGGCUCGGUGGCCAUCAGCGGUGCCCUGGCCGGCAGCCCGGCCUCCCUCGGCCCCGGGUCUGAGGCGGCCGCCUUCGACGAGUCCUCCAGCUCGGGGAGCCUGUUUGCCACUGUGGGGUCUCGCAGCUCAACUCCCCAGCACCCUCCGUUGCUAGUGCAGCCCCGAAACUCGCGCCCGGCCUCUCCCGCCCACCAGCUCUCCGCCAGCCCCCGGCUCGGUGGGGCUGCCCCAGGCCCACUCCCCGACUCCAGCAAGGGGGACCUGCCCUCAGAUUCUGGGUUUUCGGACCCGGAGAGCGAGGCCAAGAGGAGGGUCGUCUUCACCAUCUCUGCGGGCAGCUCCAAGCAGUCACCUUCCAGCAAGCACAGCCCCCUGGCUGCGGGUGCCCGCGGGGAUGGCCAGAGCCAUGGGCAGGACAGCCGCAAGCGGGGUCGGCGGAAGGUCAGCAACAUCAACCAGCCUCUGGAGAUCACGGCCAUCUCAUCCCCCGAGACCUCGCUGAAGAGCUCCCCCGCGCCCUACCAGGACCACGACCAGCCCCCCGUGCUCAAGAAGGAGCGGCCCCUGAGCCAGCCCAACGGGGCACACUACUCCCCGCUCACCUCGGACGAGGAGCCUGGCUCUGAGGACGAGCCCGGCAGUGCCCGAAUCGAAAGGAAAAUCGCAACAAUCUCCCUAGAAAGCAAAUCUCCCCCCAAAACCUUGGAAAAUGGCGGCCCCUUGGCAGGCCGGAAGCCAGCGCCCGCGGGCGAGCCCAUCAACAGCAGCAAGUGGAAAUCCACCUUCUCGCCCAUCUCCGACAUUGGCCUGGCCAAGUCUGCGGACAGCCCGCUGCAGGCUGGCUCUGCCCUGAGCCAGAACUCCUUGUUCGCCUUCCGGCCUGCAGCAGACGAGCCCGCCGCCGACACCAAGCUGGCCGCCCACCCCCGGAAAGGCUUCCCCGGCUCCCUGGCGGGUGCCGACGGGCCCAGCCCCAACAGCAAGCCCUCCAAUGGCUUCGCUUUCGGCGGGGGCCUGGCCACAGACCUCAGUUUACACAGCUUCGGCGACGGUGCUCCCCUGCCCAAGGGCCCCGAGGCGGCCGGCCUGGGCGCCCCGCUCAGCUUUCCUUCGCAGCGGGGCAAGGAGGCCUCAGAGGCCAACCCCUUCCUGAACAAGAGGCAGCUGGACGGCCUGGCCGGCCUGAAGGGCGAGGGCGGCAAGGCCAAGGAGGCGGCCGAGCCCGUGGACAAGGGCGCCCUGUCGCUCAGCAAGACCAAGGGCCGGGACCGCGAGCUGGACCUCAAGAACGGCCACAACCUCUUCAUCUCGGCGGCCGCCGUGCCCCCGGGGGGCCUCCUCAGCAGCCCUGGCCUGGCCCCGGCGGCGUCCUCCACAGCCGGCGUGGCCCCCUCCGCCCAGACGCACCGGCCCUUCCUGGGCGCCUUCCCCCCCGGGCCGCAGUUCGCCCUGGGCCCCAUGUCCCUGCAGGCCAACCUCAGCUCAGUGGCCGGCUCGUCCGUGCUGCAGUCGCUGUUCAGCUCCGUGCCGGCCGCCGCGGGCCUGGUGCACGUGUCGUCUGCUGCCACCCGCCUGACCAACUCGCACGCCAUGGGCAACUUCUCCUCCGGGGUGGCUGGCGGCACAGUUGGAGGUAACUAGGACUUCUACCUCAUCCGCGCGACUAUGCAAGGACGGUGUGGACCAACUCGCCGCUGCUCGGUGCUGCGGCCUCCGGGCUCCCCACGCACGCGGGACGAGGCGGAGCCCACUGUGAAUCGGCCGCCGCAGGAGGCUGGGACUGGUCCAGUUUGUACUGUCGAUAGUUCUAGAUAAAGUAUUUAUCGUUUUCUAAA
This is a messenger RNA of Carlito syrichta (Philippine tarsier), 4562 nucleotides long. RefSeq names its product DOT1 like histone lysine methyltransferase (gene DOT1L). Gene Ontology annotation, biological process: regulation of transcription regulatory region DNA binding; DNA repair; heterochromatin formation. The transcript is spliced from 27 exons. NCBI's taxonomy places the organism in Eukaryota, Metazoa, Chordata, Mammalia, Primates, Tarsiidae. Gene Ontology annotation, cellular component: nucleus. Bases 76 to 4368 code for a protein of 1430 amino acids. Gene Ontology annotation, molecular function: histone H3K79 methyltransferase activity. The record is from RefSeq and is a predicted model, not a curated record.